Truncatella angustata is the source of this 895-nucleotide messenger RNA. RefSeq names its product shwachman-Bodian-diamond syndrome protein. The record is from RefSeq and is a predicted model, not a curated record. Bases 393 to 755 code for a protein of 120 amino acids. NCBI's taxonomy places the organism in Eukaryota, Fungi, Ascomycota, Sordariomycetes, Amphisphaeriales, Sporocadaceae. The transcript is spliced from 3 exons.
UCGCACUGAAAUGAUGGCGGGGUAGCUUGAACCAGCUGUAGCUGCAGGAACCCAAGGUGGGCUGUGGGCAGUUUGGGCCUGUUAUGACGUAUGCAUUCCCGAAUUAAUAUGGAAUGCGGGCAACGAGCUCACAGCAGGGGAACAUGAUCGAAUCAAAUUAAACGCGGCUGGGCAAAGAAAGCAAACAGGCACCUGACCCAAGCUGCUUGAGCUUUAAAGUAAAUAAAUGCCACUCUCCAAUGUUUUGUAGCCUGCCUUCUUCCCUCUGUUCACAUACUCAAACAACCAAUAACAAAAAGCAACACAAUCAACACGAAUUCACGACUUAGUAUCACAAGAUACAUCCCCAAACAUCGAACACAUCUCACCAAAACAACAACAAAUCAGUCAAAAUGGUUAAGGGAGAGGCUACACAGACCAAGGUCCACUUCAAGGGCCAGGAGGACGACUUCAUCAUCUUCGUCGAUGACGUUUCAGCCUACAACCAGUGGAAGAGCGACAAGACGAUCCCCAUGGCUCAGUUCAUCUCUACUUUCAAGAUCUUCGUCACACACAAGCAAGGAAACCAAGGCCAAUAUGAUGGUGCUUCCAAGUCCACUCUGGAGAACGAGUUCGGUACUUCCAAGGAGGAAGAUGUAAUUAAGCAGAUCUUGGAGAAGGGCAACUUCCAGGAGUCACAGUUCCCCGACCGCCAGGGUCCUAAGAACGAUGCCCAAUUGGGCUCCAUCGUCAAUGGCCAGCCUGGAACUCGAUAAGUCUAGCAGUCUGGAUUGGAAUUGAUGUUAUGCGCCGUGUGGCCGCUUUUACGAUUUGCAUGAACGGAAUGGGACCCCGCAUGAUAUGAUGGGAAAAUGUCAGCUAAAUACUAGCGAAUGAUACCACCCGUAAACAGUAA